GCAGCAGCUGCAGCGAGAAGAGGGACCCGGCGCCGCCACGCUCGCGUUGCCAAAAGACUCAUAUUGCGAUUUAGCUCGAGGGGAAGAAAGAGAGACAAGGUUACAGGACACAGCGUCGCGUCAACGACAUCCCCCAAAAAAUGGUAGACCGUGAGCAACUGGUGCAGAAAGCGAGGCUCGCCGAGCAGGCGGAGAGAUACGACGAUAUGGCAGCUGCCAUGAAAUCGGUGACUGAGCUGAACGAGGCACUGUCCAACGAGGAGAGGAACCUGCUGUCGGUGGCCUACAAGAACGUAGUGGGGGCGAGGCGCUCAUCCUGGCGCGUCAUCUCCAGCAUCGAGCAGAAAACGUCGGCCGACGGCAACGAGAAGAAGAUCGAGAUGGUGCGGGCCUACCGGGAAAAGAUCGAGAAGGAGCUGGAGGCCGUUUGCCAGGACGUCCUCAACCUCCUCGACAACUUCCUGAUCAAGAACUGCAACGAGACGCAGCACGAGAGCAAGGUGUUCUACCUGAAGAUGAAGGGCGACUACUACCGUUACCUGGCCGAGGUGGCCACGGGGGAGAAGCGGGCCACCGUUGUGGAGUCCUCCGAAAAGUCCUACAGCGAGGCCCACGAGAUCAGCAAGGAGCACAUGCAGCCCACCCACCCCAUCCGCCUGGGCCUGGCUCUCAACUACUCCGUCUUCUACUAUGAGAUCCAGAACGCCCCCGAGCAAGCCUGCCACCUGGCCAAGACCGCCUUCGACGAUGCCAUCGCCGAGCUGGACACCCUCAACGAGGACUCCUACAAAGACUCCACUCUCAUCAUGCAGCUGCUACGAGACAACCUGACACUGUGGACGAGCGACCAGCAGGACGACGAGGGAGGCGAGGGCAACAAUUAAAAGAGUCCCGAAACUUAAGCUCUGCCAAAACACACAACACGUGCGCUCACAACAAAAACAACGACGACAAAAAUAAAUAUUAUAAUAAUAAUAAUAAUAGUCAAAAAGUUCUUAGAAAUUUAAAAAAGGGUGUCGGUGGAACGUCGGCAGCCACUUUUCGCCGAUGGCACACUAACGCGGCUGCUGUUCUUUAUUUUUCCACAAAUUCAAAGUGACAAAAAAGAGAAAAAAAAGAAAAAAAAGAAAUAGGAGAUCAGACAAUUUUGUUUAAGUUUGUGAAAUUACCUAUGACUAAAACGGGAAAACAACAAAAAAAGAAAAAAGAAAACGAACGAAACACCCCCCCCCCCCCCCUCCUCGAUAGCCUCUGCAUCAUUUGUCAGGAUACCGCUUUAGAAGCAAGAGGUACGCGUCAUCCACGGCAGUGUGGCCUCCGGGUUGUCGAGAACCUGCACACUGACUGGCAUAGACUGUUCUUAUCGCGCGGGCGAACGCUGGGCUGUCUUAGUGUAUUGGGCGAGGGAGGAGCAUUCGGAAAAUUGAGUUUCGACGCUUGAGCAAACAAGAAAAUUUAAAGUAACCUUGAAUGCCAUCGCCUUGCUUAGAGAGAGAGAGAGACAGGUCGAGGGAGACAGUGGCAGAUAUGAAGACAGCUUUUAGACGCUCUUCAUCAAGUAACAGCAGAUGUAUCGAUGUGGAGUUGAGGUGCACCACCACACACUACGGUCCUUCUGGGUGGGGAGUAAACAGGUUGUCUCUGUUACUGAACAUGCAUAAAAGGAAGGAAAAAAAAAACAAAACAAAAGAAGAAGAAUUGUUCUGUUUGCUUUGUGUCCGGUACGUGUCCAGCUCAGUCACACGGUCAUCCUGUAACUAAAAUACAAAUUUCAUGGAGUAUCUUCGUGCAGCUUGUCCCUCUCAUGUGCUGAUGUGCUUUAAUGAAUAAAUUAACUGUUUUCAGGCACCUAAAUCUUUUUUUGUCAGUAUUGUCGUUACUAUUUACAAUUUCUAUUGGCUCUCCUUUAUAUGUUUGUGGAACAUCAUUUGAUUCACUGAGAUAAUAUAUUAAAAACAAAAAAACAAAAAUCCAAACACGAUGAGUAGAAAUUAGUCGAUUUUGAAACAAAAACAAAACAGAAGUUUGGAGAAAUUAUUCGAUAAGCCCCGGCUCUCUAGUGAUAUGUCGACAACAAUCUGCUGGAUCUGUGGGACGGCACAGGGGGGGCCACAUACUAAAAUUAGCGGACUAAGUAUCGUCUGUGGACAGAG
Lampris incognitus (smalleye Pacific opah) is the source of this 2153-nucleotide messenger RNA. It is a transcript of the gene ywhag1, whose product is annotated as 3-monooxygenase/tryptophan 5-monooxygenase activation protein, gamma polypeptide 1. Gene Ontology annotation, molecular function: protein kinase C binding. Gene Ontology annotation, biological process: signal transduction. Gene Ontology annotation, cellular component: cytoplasm. Lineage: Eukaryota; Metazoa; Chordata; Actinopteri; Lampriformes; Lampridae. The record is from RefSeq and is a predicted model, not a curated record.